Diaporthe citri is the source of this 732-nucleotide messenger RNA. RefSeq lists its product as uncharacterized. Bases 1 to 732 code for a protein of 243 amino acids. The record is from RefSeq and is a predicted model, not a curated record. NCBI's taxonomy places the organism in Eukaryota, Fungi, Ascomycota, Sordariomycetes, Diaporthales, Diaporthaceae. The transcript is spliced from 4 exons.
AUGGCAAGAGCUGAGUAUGAGUCCCAGCAAGCCCUUUCGGCUAUCAUCCCAAACAAUGCCGUCGCCCCGAUUGCCUGGGGAUACUUCGAGGAGAGUAAGACCAAGUCAUUCUAUUUGACCCGCUUCCGUAAUUUGGAGCCCGAAGUACCUCCUUUGCCUGAGUUCUUAGCCGUCAUCAAAAGGCUGCAUCAGACAUCUGUUUCGCCGACUGGCAAAUUCGGCUUCCACUGCAGAACAUAUUGGGGUCCGCCUGUGAUGGGAAACGAGUGGACGGAUAGCUGGGAAGAGUUCUGGGGCCGUCAAUUUCGCCGCGAUGUCGCCUAUGCCCAGAAAGUCCACGGUAAAGACGACGAUCUGCACAAGUUGACCGAAGAAUUCAUACGAAAGGUGGUGGCUAGUCUGCUCCGUCCUUUGCAGACGGGUGGGCGCAGCAUCAAACCCUCACUUUGCCAUGGCGAUCUGUGGGAUGGCAUUUUGCAGAUGGACGUGGAUACAGGACAAACGAUUCUGUUUGAUUCAUGUGCUUUCUACGGACAUGCGGAAGUCGACCUUCAAGCCAUAGGAGAGCCUCGAUACGAUCUCCAGAUGGAUGUGGUCGAGCUUUACAAGACUGAAGUUGGAGUCUCUGAGCCGCAAGAAGACUUCUAUGACCGACACUAUCUAUACGGGAUUCGAAACGACGUUGUGGUAGCUGCAAUAUGCCCGGAAUGGCACAAGCUCCUGGACACAUAA